GCCUGGGUGGCAGCGAUGGCCCGGGUCCUCCGGCUCUCGGCCCUGUGUGCAGCUGGCACGCGCGUGUCUCCGCGUGUCUGCGCGUGUGUGUCCGUGCGUGAGAGUGAGAUGAAGUGGAGUCCUGUGCCUGGGUGUUUCCUUCCAAGUGAUUUUGAUCAACAAUCCAUUAGGGGAUCAUGAAAAAAAAAAAAAUCUGGCUAAAAGGAUGAAAACUGAGUAAGUACACAGAACUUUGAACUUGAAACAGAAUGAGACCAAACGCGAGCAAAGCCCUGACAGAAACCACAUACAUCCAAACUGCUAUCCUCUUUUUUUUAUGUUAAAAGCCUGAACGCUAGCAGCAAAGAGGCAAUUUAAAACUGAACGAAAGGAAGCAGUUCUGCAACAUAAAAGGUUGAGAGCGGGAUGGCUUUAAAACCGGAGGGAAAAUGAGAAACUGCUAGGACAACCUGGCCGGCGCCCAGCUGUGCAACAGGCACUUCGCGUUAAAUCCGCUGCGUCUUCUGGCUGGUUUCUGCCUCCAGACCCGCUUUACGGUGCUUUCUUUUUGCCACAAAAGAGGAGACAAGCUGAACCCCUGACUUUAAGAAUGUUGUGGAAGACAUGACCGGAAGGAACUCUUGGCAGCUGGGGAUGCAUUCGGAUGAUUUCUUACAACUAUUUUUAUUUUGACAUCUUUAAAAAAGAAAAAAGCAGGUCAGUCACUUCUUACUGUCCUUCACUUAAGGGCUAUUAACUACCUCUGACCACUGGGUCCUAUGAAUUUUUGGCAUGAACCUUCGGAAACUUCUCAAGUGGAGAUGGGGCGAACUUGAUUGGAAUUGUGUAAAGAGAAGACAGAUGUGUGUUUUCUUCAUACUGACAACGUGGCCAGGGGCCAAGUGAACCUGGACUGGUCAUGGUCUGUCGACCUGGGUUCCUUUGUCGCCGGCGAUUUUGCCCCCGACCUUUCCUGGUGGGUUUGGUGGUGGCGAUCUGUCUCUUUUACCAGACCCUGACUCUCCGAGGGACUAAGAAGAUUGCAGCAGACAUCUCUGGGACUGUCCCCCACACACCCUCUCAAACUCAAGCUAGCAGAUGUGAGGAAGGAUACUCGUGGGACAAACGAUGCUUCCUUCUCUCUGCGAAUGCCCAGGAAAUCAGGAAGAUUGAAGAAACGAUUGAGAGACACUUCGGCAGUCACAGCAGAAGGGCCAUCCUCCACAGGCCUCCUUCCUACAGCAGAGCAGAGCUUCAGACACACCAGCAUCUUCUUGCUCAGCAUAGAUACAGCGUUAUCACUGUGGAAGAAAGACUUGGUGGUGGCCUAGGUCUGGAGCUGCUGGACCAAGGUGGUUUGAACUCCUGGGAUCUGUUCAUUUGCCUGCCUUCUAGGGAAGCUGAUGGGAAACCCUGCAUACCCAGGGAGCACAUGUGUCGACUAAGCCUUCAUCAAAGGGUAAAUGUGUUACCGGAAAUACAGCCUCAGCUUUGCAGAAAAGAAGGGCUGUGUGAAAUAAUCAGAAGAUUUCCAGAAUUGCGACUUCCAGUGAGUUCCUCUGUGUGCCUGGAUCAGGAGACAGAGUCACGGCUGAGUGUUUCUAGUCAUCUCUCAAAAGCAGAGAAGCCACAUAUAUGGAAACCUUGGGACCGGCAACGCAAACAGUUGAAUCAGACUACAGUUGUUGCUCCGCGUGAAGCAAUCUUCAGAGCAGAAGAGCUAUCUGUGAUUCUUAAGGCAUAUGUGUUGGUGACCUCCUUAAGGCCUUUGCGUGCCUUCAUUCAUUCAACUGGCACAGUAUGGAGCCCACCGAAGAAGAAACGCUUCACUGUCAAGCUCCAGAUGUUUUUUGAAACAUUCCUGAAGACCAGUUCACCUCUGCAAGCACUGGACAGCUUGAAGGAAGCCAUUAGCAAGCUCCUGUUGGUAGCUGAGGUGUUUAGUGACACAUCUACUCUGGGACCAAAGGCCUUCAAUAGAUGUAGACAGUGUUUUCAGCUUCUAACUUUUGAUGUUGGUUAUGGAGAUUCGGGAUAUCCUGUGGUGCUCCAGGUACACGAGCAUUUAAAAUUUCACGAUGAUGAGAAUUUCAACGUGGAGGACCAAAAUACGGAAAGAAUUCUUUUAAGGGAUACUUUCGACUUCCUCUUCUCCAAUGCGUCUUCACUUUCCGUGGUUUCUGAGAUGUUGCAGAGGCCGGAGAGAGCAGGUGCAUUCGUGGAUGGAAACUAUCAAAAGGAGUUAAAUCGGUGCCUGUCUUUGGAGGAAAUUCACUCAAUUGGGGCUUUUGUGAAGGAACUUGAGAGUCUGGGACAAUUCCAACUGCUCUUCCCGUCUACUGUUCCUGGGAUUCAGUCUCUGAUGAGUGAAUUUUAUGAUAUGGCAACUCCUGGCUCAGUCCUGUCUCAGUACUGGUCUCUUUUAAAUGUAUUUGAACAAUUUUGGCUCACGAAUAAAAAGGCACAGCUACAUCCACUGGAAUGGAAUUCUCCAACAAGAAAUGAGACUAUUGAGAAAACACAUGGGUCAUUUGAAGGAAUCAAAAGUAAAAAAGAUGCAAUUCCACAAAUUUUGUAUGAAAAUAAAAAUGUGCCUUGCAGUGAUGAGGAAGACACACUCUGUCAUAUCAAGAAGAUCCUCACCCAGCCCCAUUUAGAACUCAGUCCUGAGUUUAAUCCGAAGAUCAAAGAUUACUACUGUGAAGUGCCUUUUGAUGUGCUAACUGUGAGGAUCGGAGCAAAGACUUCUAGGUGUCAGUGCAAGGUUCACCUGCAGGAGCAGGCAGGGCCAAGCUUUGCCAACUAUCCUCUGGGAUUAGGAAUGAACAGAAUCUCUCUGCUUGUGGUGGAUGAAUCUCAAGCAGAGGGUGACACCUUAACCACGUAUAAACUCACCAUCUAUAGAGAAGACCGCCCGAGUCUUCCCUUCUUUGAGGACUUCACAGCGUGUGGCUUUGUACAAGAUUGUGAUUUAUUGAUUCACCCAGAAGAAACCUGUGGAUUGCAGCCUAUUUCUGCAGACUACAUUGCAGCCAUUUCACAGCCUGAAAUAGAGGGUUGUCCAUCUGGGGACACUAAAGGCCAGUGGAUUGUGCCUUGCCUUACUUGUUCAGACAACAGGACCUGUGACUGGAGAGAAAUAACCUGGCAGCCACACAACUGCCACCAUGACAUCCUAACCAAGCCAGAACUUCAGCAGUGCCUGCAAGGAAGGAAGAUUCUUUUCAUAGGAGAUUCCACCAACAGAGGAAUGAUGUACUAUCUAAUUGAGAGACUGAAUGAAACGCUUCAGGAGUGGCAGAAGCUGCAUGCCACUAAACUCUACCCCAGUGUCAAUGGUGGGAAGACUCCAAUCAGUUACUCCUACUAUCCCCAGUUCUGGAUAAGCCCUUCAUUGAGACCAGCAUUUGAGAAAGCACUUGAACAUCUCUUGCAAAGGUCACAGCCCCUAGAGAAUACUGAGCAGACGGUAUUGGUUGUUGGUGGCGUCCAGUGGCUUAGUCCCAAUCACCUGCAAAUUAUUCACAAUGUUUUAAAGAGGGAAAAUUUGCUGAAUAUCCUAGUAAUCAUCAAAACUUUGGGGAUUGGAUUUCACCUGCCAGUGGAUGGAGUGCAUGUCUUAACACAGGGUGAAGUACGCAACUUAUAUAAAGAAAAUCUGAGCAUUCUGGAAGCUGCCAAAAAGUAUGGCUAUGAAGUAGUAGACACAUUCACUAUCACAAUGGGACGGCACAAAGAAUUCCUGCAGGGCAAUUGUGGAUGCCAUUUUCAUGAGGUAGUGAAAUCAAAGUUAUCCGGACAGCACCAUGUUAUCAAGGUGAAAAGAUCCAAGAACCGUAUUGUGGAGAAAUACUUCAGCAGUCAAAGCAAACUAAAACAACACAAUUCUGUCCCAAAUGUUCACUCACCGUAUCAUGUCAGAGGCCCGAUAAAUCAGGUACAAGAUGGAAAUUUUCCUUAUUAUACAAUUUCUUUGUUGUGAGAUAACAUCUCACUGUUGUGGUGGGUUUUAAAGGAUGAUUUGGGCAUAAGGAAAGGAAGCUGAGAGAGGCAACUCAGUAUGGAGCUGAGAUUACUAAAAAUACAAAUACCUCAAGUUCAUUGCCACAAAAAAAUGAAACUAUUUUGACCUAUUGACCCAUCAGUUAUUUAGAAUGAAUACCCACCUCUUUCAAAUGCUCUAUUUUUAUAUAUACAUAUAUAUUUUAUAAGAACAUAAACAUGAAUUUAUAUUUAACUGUUUUAAAUUAUAUUUAAAUACGAAUAUCACUGGAUAUAAACAUUACAUGCAUUUAGAAAUAGAUUUUUUGAAUGAUGGUACUGAAUUAACAUAAAAAUGAAAUAUUUUUCAUAUUUACAUCUAUAUACAGACACUGUUUUUAGAUUUUUCACUUAUUUUUCCCUGAUAUAACAUGUUAGCCAUUGACGCAGCUGCUCCAUCAAAUGUCAGCAUACUGCGUAUUCACCCAUGUUGUCCAGUUUGUGCUAAGCCUUUUGAAACUCACUCUCUGCAUAACUAUGGAAACCCUCUAACUCGAGUCAGUUGGGCAUUUUCCUCUUCACCAUUGAAAAAAUACUAGAUUUUAGAAGCAACCGUAAUGUAUUAUGAAUAAAUGUCUAGUUGGUA
Molecule: messenger RNA, 4606 nt
Organism: Mastomys coucha (southern multimammate mouse)
Lineage: Eukaryota; Metazoa; Chordata; Mammalia; Rodentia; Muridae
Gene: Cped1
Product: cadherin like and PC-esterase domain containing 1
Exons: 23
Coding region: 899-3961 (1020 amino acids)
Source: RefSeq, a predicted model, not a curated record